AUGGAUCUUCAAUACAAGUAUGAAUCUUUUCAGUCAACCUUGCCAUCCAGUUUACCUGCAGGAUGGAACGAUCCUCCACCGAUGUCUACUAAUAAUUCUGGGCAACAAAGUAAUCGUUUAGCUCAGUUACGGCGUCGUCCUGUUGAUCCUUCCUGUCAAGGAGGGGCGCCAGGCUAUGGCGGUGUAGCUCAAGCCAAUCCCUACGGAGCUCCAGCAGGUUAUCCUCAACAAAUGGCUCCACAGCAACACGCCGGAGGAUACAAUCCUGGACCUCCAGGGGAUCAACAUACAGGAGGCUACAACGCUGGAGCUGGUGCUGUUGCCGGAAUCCCUCCACCUAAUCAGCAAUAUCAACAAUAUGGGAUGGUAGCUAAUCCGAAUCAAGCUUAUGCCCAACCUGGCCAACCUCCUGCAGCUAAUAAUUAUCGACCUGCUGACGGGCAAGGACAAUUGAAUCCUUCUCUUCCUCAAGCAGCAUUUGUUAACAAUGCUUCAAAUCCUCCAUUCCAAUCAAACUCAUUACCAGGUGCUGGCGCUGCGAAUGUCCCACAGAAUUACUCUAAUCAGUUCCAACCAAAUACACAAGCACCUUCUCAGUAUGGAGCGCCUCUUCAACUUCCAUCAGGAAAUCCAAUAACACCUCAGAUGACACAGCCACACCAACAUCCUGGUAAUCCUGUUGACCAAAAUUAUCAAGCUCAUCAGCAACCAGUUUAUAACGUUCAACAUGGUGCUCAGCCUGUUCCAUUGCAACCCCCUCAUCAAGCAAUGAACUCUCAUCACAAUUAUCCACCACAGCAGUCCAAUGCUGGCAACUUGGUUUUUUCGCCUCCUAAUACGGUUGAUGAUGGUAAUGAGACAUUUGCUCAACAAUAUGAUAAUUAUCAACCUCCAGUUAAAGCAGCAGGAGAUGUCUCACUUAGUGGACCUCAGUUAGUUAAGUUUUUGACAAAGGCUAGUGUUCGUUUACCAGAGGUGAAAUGCCAAGGUGUUCAGUUACGAUUACGAGUUCUAAACGAAAUGAUCCAGCAGAAUUUAAUAUCAGAAGGCUGUUUGAAGAAAUUGAAUUUUGUCGUCGAUGCUAUUGAUCGUCAGCUGUAUGAAGAGGCCGGUACAUACUUCGAUCAAUUACAACAGCAGUUUCCUCAGGAGAUCGUUUCAUGGGGGCAAGGUCUGCGGUUAUUAAUCUUGGAGCUUAAAUCACUUGCUCCACGGAUAGGCUCUGCGGGAGCAUACGGUCGUACCCAAUAA
Messenger RNA from Auanema sp. JU1783, 1251 nucleotides. Lineage: Eukaryota; Metazoa; Nematoda; Chromadorea; Rhabditida; Rhabditidae. The record is from the annotation of a GenBank genome assembly.